AGCCGUGUUUACAAAAAUGAUAGACCACGACGUCGCCUCAUGGAAUGCUUUCCUUUCAGCAAAUGCCCGCUCGGGGCAUAUUUCCUGCGCGGCAGAACUCUUUUCCACAAUGAGUCUCGAGGGCUUCCUCGCGAAUCCAAUCACCUUUGUGGGUAUUUUGCUCGGAUUCGGGCACGCGGGGAUGCUAGACACCGCACUGAGACACUUCCAUUCCAUGUCCCCCGACUUUGCCAUCACUGCAUCCAAGGACCACUUCUGCUGCAUGGCCGACGCCCUCUGCCGCGCGGGCAGGCUGGCCGACGCCGAGGAGCUCGUCCAAAGCAUGCCCUUUGCGCCGGACGAGAUUGCGUGGGCGAGCCUGCUGGGCGCGUGUAGGAGCUACGGCGACGUGGAGCGUGGCAAUCGCGCGGCCGGGAGGCUGCUGGAGAUUGGAGACAAGUCGUGCUUCUUGCAAUACCAGUCCUUCUAAGUUUACUUUUAGGGCUCCUCGCGAGAACUUUCUCGAUGGUGACUAAAUCGUCGUCGCCAUGCUAUCGCCCCUGCGAGCACCUGGUGGACUACAAAUCCAAGCACAGCACCCGGGGCUUCCGCGCGCUCCAGCGAUGCAUCGUCGUCCUCCCACCGGGCCGGCCCAGCGUGCGCACUUUGAGCUGCGACGAGGAUCCAGUCCCCAGGUGCGCGUCCUGUGCCAAGUCCCACGGCCGCCUCUACGCUUGCCUCAUCUGUUCCACCAUCAGCUGCUACUCUUCCAGCUCCAGCCACGCUCGAUCUCACGCGCUGGAGCUCCCGGGCCACGAGCUCGCCAUCGAUCUUGACCGCGCCGAGCUCUUUUGCUGCAUUUGCAACGAUCAAGUCUACGACGCCGACUUCGACUGGGUCGUCGUGUGCGCUCAGUCUGGAAAGAAGCACAGCGUCGUAAGUAGCGGGAGUGGAAACGCUGGCGGUGGUGGUGAUGGUUGCGGCGGAGAUAGUGGAAAUGGUGCCAGCCUUCUGGCAAAGCAUACCUCUUUCUCGAACGGGAGGACGAGUGGAAACGCUGGCGGUGGUGGCGGAGAUAGAAUCGAUGGUGGAAAAAGUGCUAGUUCUCUGGCAAAGUGUACCUCUUUCUCCAACGGGAGGACGGCUCCUCCUCUCAAUGUGUAUAGCCGGAAGAGGAACCGAGGGGCCGAGUACAAGCCGUGGGAGCCGAGCUCCAAGGACCCGCUUGUGCUCGAGCGCGGCGCCGCUCCUCUCGGACUCCGGGGCCUCACCAACAUGGGCAGCACUUGCUUCAUGAACUCGGUGCUCCAGGCGCUGCUCCACACGCCGCCUCUCCGGAGCUACUUUCUCGGUCACUGCCACAACAAGGCUGCCUGCCAGAGCAAAGUCUGCCUUGGAUGCGACAUGGACGACAUGUUCGCGGCAGCUUUCUCCGGGGACCGGACGCCAUACAGCCCUGCACAGUUCCUCUACAGGCGAGUGAAAGAGCUCUUUUCUUCUUUUUCUUUCCCCUCUCAUGAAAAGUACCUCUUUCUUUUUUCUUUCUUGAACAGCUGGUGGCAACACGCUGCAAAUCUGGCAGGCUACGAGCAGCAGGACGCGCACGAUUUCUUUAUCUCGGCAGUGGAAGGCAUCCACGCCAACUCGCAGCAGCCUGAACUUCGCAAGGGGAACGACGCCGAGUGCCGCUGCAUUGUCCAUCGGGUCUUCUCCGGCUUGCUGCGAUCGGACGUAACUUGCACGGCAUGCGGCUUCACGUCUACCAAGAACGAUCCCUGCGUGGACAUUUCUCUGGAUCUGGAGUCGACGGCGCUGGAGAAGCAGAUAUACGCGAGCUCGUCCACGCUGCUGGGCUGCCUGGACCGCUUUACCAGGCCGGAGAGGCUGGGCAGCAACGAGAGGUUCUUCUGCGAGUCGUGUCAGUCUAGACAGGAGGCCGUGAAACAAAUGUCAGUGAGAAAGCUACCGGUGGUGCUGUGCUUCCACGUCAAGAGAUUCGAGCACUCGGCCAAGAACUACCGCAAGGUGGACACAUACGUGCAGUUCCCACUGUCGCUGAACAUGGCUUGCUACCUCUCCUCGUCGAUAGCGAGGCUCAGGCACGGCAACAGGCUCAUUUUUGUAGAAGGAAAAGGAGAGCUUGGCGGUGACAACGAUAGCGGUAGCACGAGUCCCUCGUCCGAGUUUGAGCUUUUUGCAGUAGUCAGCCACUCUGGCAAGCUCGACGGUGGCCACUACGUCGCCUAUCUCCGCCUGGGGGGCGAGUGGUACAAGUGCGACGACGCCUGGAUAACAAGAGUUGGCGAAAGCGUGGUGAGAGCAACGCAAGCUUACAUGCUCUACUACGUCCAGAGAUCGUUGUCGGACGAGUCGAGCACCACCAUUCCGGAACGCUUUAAUCAGCACCAAACCUUAGUACUAGACGAGAAGAUAGGAUACACUUCUCUCCUGGCGGACGCUGUCCAGGCUUAGAGCAGUCACUCAAGAGAUUCAAAACCGAUGAUUGUUGAGAAUUAAACAUCUGCAUUGCAAAACAAAAUCACACACGUCCCUAUCGAGGACGAAGGUAGUAGCACUAAAGGAAAAAUAUGAAAAAAGAAAAACAAA
Molecule: messenger RNA, 2586 nt
Organism: Selaginella moellendorffii
Lineage: Eukaryota; Viridiplantae; Streptophyta; Lycopodiopsida; Selaginellales; Selaginellaceae
Product: ubiquitin carboxyl-terminal hydrolase 22
Exons: 2
Coding region: 505-2451 (648 amino acids)
Biological process (GO): protein deubiquitination
Molecular function (GO): cysteine-type deubiquitinase activity; zinc ion binding
Source: RefSeq, a predicted model, not a curated record